AUGGCGCAUCUGUCGCGGCGCGCGCUGCUCUUCCUCUGCUUGGCUUUUCCAUGCCAUGGAGCCGAAAGCAUGAAGAACAGAGGGAUUCGACAGAAAGAGACGGAUUACUUCGACAAAUACAGCACCUGCAUGCAGGGUCCACCGGGCAUGCGUCGAGAAGGAAACCCGGGAGUGAACGGAAUUCCGGGAACGCCUGGAGUCCCAGGGCGAGACGGUGCCAAGGGAGAAAAGGGAGAGUGUGUGAGCGAGAGGUUCGAGGCGUGGAUACCUAACUACAAGCAGUGCGCCUGGAACUCGCUCAACUACGGCAUCGACCUGGCAAAAUCGCAGUGAUGUACGUUCACCAAACGGCGCUCAGACAGCUCCCUGCGUGUCCUCUUCAGCGGCUCGCUCCGGCUCAAGUGUAAGACGGCCUGCUGCCAGCGCUGGUACUUCACCUUUAACGGAGCCGAAUGUUCCGGUCCGCUACCCAUCGAGUCCAUCGUUUACCUGGACCAAGGGAGCCCCGAGUUCAACUCCACCAUCAACAUCCACGCACCACUGGAAGGUCUGUGCGAGGGCGUCCGAGCCGGCCUCGUGGAUGUGGCCAUCUGGGUGGGCACGUGCGGUGAUUACCCACACGGCGACGCCUCCACAGGUUGGAACUCCGUCUCCAGGGUGAUCAUCGAGGAGCUACCGAAAUGACCUCUGACCUCAAAAACACAUUUGGCAUCUCCUCGGAUGGAGUCCAUGACUGAAAUGGAGACCAACGUUCCUUUCAUUAGUGUUACUGUAUUAUAGGGAAAAAAAAACCCUCAAGUACUGUAGAAACAUCAUGUUUUUUAAUCACAUCUUUUACAUAUUUUUAUAUUUUAUACAGUUUGUGCGUUUUAAUUUUUUUUUUUUUUUCAAAUUCUUGUCAAAGAACCUCCCAUCUCAAAGUAUACCAGUACCUCUCUGCUUUAUCAUUAUCACUAUCAGUUAUGGAGAAAAUAAAGAUGUUGAGAAUCCAGAAUUUUUCAGACUUUCAAUAAAUAA
This is a messenger RNA of Neoarius graeffei (lesser salmon catfish), 1017 nucleotides long. It is a transcript of the gene cthrc1b, whose product is annotated as collagen triple helix repeat containing 1b. Lineage: Eukaryota; Metazoa; Chordata; Actinopteri; Siluriformes; Ariidae. The record is from RefSeq and is a predicted model, not a curated record.